AUGGCUCUGAUGGAAAAUGUUUCAGAGGUGACAGAAUUCAUUCUUGUGGGGUUAACAGAUGUUCUAGAGCUUCAGAUCCCUUUAUUUAUCAUCUUUACUCUCAUUUAUCUCAUCACUCUGGUUGGCAACUUUGGGAUGAUCAUGUUGAUUCUGUUGGACUCCCGGCUCCACACCCCCAUGUACAUUUUCCUCAGCAACCUCUCUCUGGUGGACUGUGUUUAUACAUCUGCUGUCACUCCCAAGGUAAUGGUGAAGUUUCUCACAGGAAGUAAGAUCAUAUCCUACAAUUCAUGUGCCACCCAGAUGUUCUUCUUUGCAGCCUUUGCCACUAUUGAAAGUUUCCUCCUGGCCUCAAUGGCUUUUGACCGUCAUGCUGCAGUGUGUAAACCCCUGCAUUACACCACAACCAUGACAAGUUCCAUGUGUUUCCUGCUAGUCACUGGCUCCUACAUCUGUGGACUCUUUCAGGCCUCCAUCCAUGUUGCCUUUACUUUCCAUCUCUCCUUCUGUGAUUCCAAUGUGGUUAAUCACUUUUUCUGUGACAUUCCACCACUCUUGGCUCUUUCUUGUUCUGAUAUUCACACAAAUGAGAUUGUGCUCUUCAUAUUGGCAGCAUUUAAUAUCUUUUUCACUCUCUUGAUUAUCUUGAACUCUUAUAUUUUUAUUUUUAUUGCUAUCCUGAGGAUGCAUUCAGCUGAGGGACAAAAGAAGGCCUUCUCCACCUGUGCUUAUCACCUCACUACUGUUUCCAUCUUCUAUGGGACAAUCAUCUUUAUGUACUUACAGCCAAGUUCUGGUCAUUCCAUGGACACAGACAAAAUCUCAUCUGUGUUCUACACCAUGGUCAUCCCCAUGCUGAACCCUCUAGUCUACAGCCUGAGGAACAAAGAAGUCAAGAGUGCAUUCAAGGUGAUUACUGGAAAAGCAAAGUCUUCAUUAGGCUUAGCCUAUUAAUUAUAAAUAGUUUGCAAACCAUGUUGAAAUUUCAUUGGAUCUCUAGUGUCUAAUAAUUUUUUUAUUUUUAUUAAUUAUCUCUUAUCUUUUAUUUCUCUGAGUACUUCCUUCACACUGAGAUCUGUUCAAUCCAUAUUUUGGGAAUAUAACUAGGUUGGAGAAAAUUUUGGAUGUCUUUUAGCAGAAAUAAAAUGUCACUUCUAUUUUAAGAUUAAGGCUAUAAUCCUAGAUAGUAUAGAAUUCCAUACUACAACACACUAUUAAAGUGUUUUGCAGGUAAACCUCAUAGGUAUAUAAUACCAGAAUGAUAUUCUCAAUUUCUUUAAUUCCAAACAACUCUAUGAUUCUUGCACACAGCAAGGAGUCAUUGUUCUUAGAAAUUAGUGCAUCUGAGAAUCACCCUGAGAGAUUAUCAAAAGGCAGAAUCCUAGGAUCUAAUCCAAGAUAAUCUCACCUAGUACAUCUGUGGUGAAAUCCAGAAUUCCAUAGUAGUAUCUUUCACUAUCCACAUCUAUCUGGAUCCUGAGCUUAAAAAUUGCAAGAGUUCCAGUGGUGAAUUUGGAUAAUCGGGAAUACUGUAUAAUAUAAAUGUAUUUAGUUCCUGAAUUUCGAAGAUCAAAAACAGAGUUCAGAGGGCGAUAAUCAGUCUGAAAACAUAUCUGUAUCUCUUUCUUAUUUGAAUUCUAGACAGAAGUUUAACCAUGUCUAACACUUGGACAGCAACAUUUCCUGUUAUAUAUGCUUCUGUACAUUUUCAAUAAAAAUGAAAAAUGAAUUUACAAAACUAGAAA
Messenger RNA from Callithrix jacchus (white-tufted-ear marmoset), 1745 nucleotides. Its product is annotated as olfactory receptor 5B12-like. Gene Ontology annotation, cellular component: membrane. Lineage: Eukaryota; Metazoa; Chordata; Mammalia; Primates; Cebidae. Gene Ontology annotation, molecular function: olfactory receptor activity; G protein-coupled receptor activity. Gene Ontology annotation, biological process: G protein-coupled receptor signaling pathway. The record is from RefSeq and is a predicted model, not a curated record.